This is a messenger RNA of Sinocyclocheilus anshuiensis, 876 nucleotides long. Its product is annotated as atrial natriuretic peptide receptor 2. Gene Ontology annotation, biological process: intracellular signal transduction; cGMP biosynthetic process; receptor guanylyl cyclase signaling pathway. Bases 58 to 876 code for a protein of 272 amino acids. NCBI's taxonomy places the organism in Eukaryota, Metazoa, Chordata, Actinopteri, Cypriniformes, Cyprinidae. The record is from RefSeq and is a predicted model, not a curated record. Gene Ontology annotation, cellular component: plasma membrane. The transcript is spliced from 7 exons. Gene Ontology annotation, molecular function: peptide receptor activity; adenylate cyclase activity; guanylate cyclase activity.
GAGAAGACAGAAGACCUGAAGAGAGAGCGACGUCUUGCAGAAGAUCUCCUUCAUCAGAUGCUGCCCAAAUCUGUGGCCAAGCAGCUACGCCAACACAAACAUGUGGAAGCUGAGAGUUAUGAGAAGGUGACUAUUUUUUUCUCAGACAUUGUGGGUUUUACUGUGAUAUCAGCCUCCUGUAAUCCACUACAAGUUGUUGAGAUGCUAAAUAACCUCUACAUGUGCUUCGACACACGCAUUGACUCCUAUGAUGUCUACAAGGUGGAGACUAUAGGAGACGCAUACAUGGUGGUCAGUGGACUGCCGGAGAGAAAUGGAGAUAGACAUGCAGAUGAGAUCGCUAAAAUGUCUCUGGAUCUGGUGGCUGCGGUCAGACAGGUGGCGAUACCCCACAUGCCUAACAAACGCCUUCAGCUCCGAGCCGGCAUACACACAGGUCCUUGUGUAGCUGGCAUUGUUGGCUACAAGAUGCCGCGGUACUGUUUGUUUGGUGACACAGUCAACACAGCCUCUCGGAUGGAGUCCACUAGUCUGCCACAGAAGAUUCAUGCAAGUUCUGCUACAUACCUGGCACUCAUGAAGGACAAUGCGUAUGAACUGCAGUUACGCGGUGAGAUCGAAGUAAAGGGAAAAGGAAAAAUGGACACUUACUGGUUGAUUGGUCACAAAAACUACAGUGUUCAGAAUGACAGUUUGGUGUGUCACUGGAACCCCAAUAUCUCAAGAAAGAAAAAGGCCCCUGUGGGGAGCAACGUGUCCAUAGAGAAUGAUCAGAUGAAGAACGCCCUGAAGAAGUAUAAGAUCAGACCCGAUGACCAGGAGGAUGUUGCUGCUUACCGUACCAUCUGCGGCAACUAUGUAGAGAUUGUGUUCUAA